UCAGGCACAAUCAGGGUCGUCGGCAGCGGAGUGCCGCACGGCGUGGCUUGGCCGAACGAUAGCGACCGAUACAAGAAUGUCUUGCCUUCGCAAACUCUCUCACGCUAUGUUUUGUCGCUGCUGAGGUCAAAGUCGCCGGCUCAGUACGCAAGCCCACCACUCGGACGAGGACACAGAAUGUCUGGUUACGCCUCAAUCCGCUCUGCGCAAAGCGAUACUUCAUCCCGGCCCAACAGUACCGCCAGCAUGUCGCGCCGUCCACGACGUAAGGAGAAUGGACACCACGGCCAGGCCAGUUGGCUCAGCAGUGUCAUCAACCUCGUCAACACCAUUGUUGGCGCCGGUGUGCUGGCCAUGCCCUCCGCUCUGUCCAACAUGGGCAUCUUCCUCGGCAUCUUCGUUAUCAUCUGGUCUGGCAUUACCUCCGGCUUCGGUCUCUACCUACAGACACGAUGCGCAAGAUACCUGGAUCGUGGAAACGCCAGUUUCUUCGCUCUGAGUCAAAUCACAUACCCCAAUGCUGCCGUCAUCUUCGACGCUGCUAUCGCUAUCAAGUGUUUCGGUGUCGGCAUCAGUUAUCUCAUCAUCAUUGGUGAUCUUAUGCCAGGUGUCGUCCGCGGUUUCACAGACACCCCUGCUGCUGAAUACCUGUUAGACAGACACUUCUGGGUUACUGCUUUCAUGCUCGUCGUUAUUCCUCUCUCGUUCCUCCGAAGACUUGACUCGCUCAAGUACACCAGUAUUAUUGCUCUCAUUUCUAUUGGCUACCUCGUCGUCCUGGUCGUUUACCACUUCGCAAAAGGCGAUGAUAUGGGUCUCAAGGGUGACAUCAGUCUCUCGCCCGACAAGGGUAUCGUCCCCGUCUUGGCCAGUUUCCCUGUCAUUGUCUUUGCCUAUACCUGCCACCAGAACAUGUUCUCCAUUCUCAACGAGAUCGAGGACAACAGCCCCUUCAAGACGGGCUCAGUCGUCCUUGCCAGCAUCGGUAGUGCCGGUAGUAUUUACCUUCUCGUGGCAAUCACUGGCUACUUGACGUUUGGUGACAAUGUCGCCGGCAACAUUGUUGCUCAAUACAUUCCUUCUGUUGCCUCGACAAUCGGCAAAGCAGCAAUUGUUGUGCUUGUCAUGUUCUCGUAUCCUCUGCAAGUACACCCUUGCCGUGCUUCGGUCGACGCAGUACUCAAGUGGCGCCCAGCCGGGCGUAAGCAGCCAGACUAUGCUUCAGCUAACGGCUCUCCCUCUCGCUCAACUCUCCUGAAUCCUGCAAGCAACGCGCAAAGAGGCCGUGGUGAGAUGAGCGAUAGACGUUUCGCAGUCAUCACAACAGUCAUUAUUAUCCUGAGUUACAUUGUGGCCAUGACCGUUUCGUCCCUGUCGGUCGUGCUUGCCUACGUUGGCAGCACAGGAAGCACAUCGAUCAGUUUCAUCCUGCCAGGCUUGUUCUACUACAAGAUUUCAUCGCCAGACUCGCCGCAUCACCAACGAUUGCUUAAGGAGGACGAUGAUGAAGAGGCGGACGGUGAAGGGGAAUCCGCAGCAGGUGGAUGGAACAGUGGAAGCAUCUUGCGCAAACUCAGUCUGGCACUGGCAAUCUACGGAUUCUUGGUCAUGAUAGUUUGCCUGAUCACCAACACAUUCUUUGUUGUUGCCCACUAAUUUAGACAUGAGUUUUACAAAUCAAAAAUGAGAUUUCUCCCAUGGUGGAAACAC
Messenger RNA from Aureobasidium pullulans EXF-150, 1710 nucleotides. RefSeq lists its product as uncharacterized. Lineage: Eukaryota; Fungi; Ascomycota; Dothideomycetes; Dothideales; Saccotheciaceae. Gene Ontology annotation, biological process: amino acid transmembrane transport. The record is from RefSeq and is a predicted model, not a curated record. The transcript is spliced from 4 exons. Gene Ontology annotation, cellular component: fungal-type vacuole membrane. The coding region runs from base 178 to 1656 and encodes 492 amino acids. Gene Ontology annotation, molecular function: L-arginine transmembrane transporter activity; L-serine transmembrane transporter activity; L-glutamate transmembrane transporter activity.